This is a messenger RNA of Hibiscus syriacus, 1302 nucleotides long. Its product is annotated as transcription factor BIM2-like. Gene Ontology annotation, molecular function: protein dimerization activity; DNA-binding transcription factor activity. NCBI's taxonomy places the organism in Eukaryota, Viridiplantae, Streptophyta, Magnoliopsida, Malvales, Malvaceae. Bases 194 to 1180 code for a protein of 328 amino acids. The record is from RefSeq and is a predicted model, not a curated record. Gene Ontology annotation, biological process: DNA-templated transcription. The transcript is spliced from 7 exons.
CCCACAUCACCUGCACUGCUGCUCUCGCCGGGAACAAAUCAACCAACCAAGAAAACACCAUUUUUUUCCUUCCCACUUUCUCUCCAAUUCCUUCCUUUAUCCAUCAAGCUUCAUUCUUUUUCAAGCUCCACAUUUCGGGGUUUUUUUUCAUAGUAAUCUUUGUUUGUUUUCGAUAUCUGAAGAAGUAACACAUAUGAGAACAGGGAAGGGAAGUCAAGAGGAAGAACAGUACGAGGAAGAAGAGUUUGGUUCCAGAAAACAAGAGACAUCUUCUAAUCAAACGAUGUCUUUAAACGCCAUUAACAACAGCACCAACAGCGAUGGGAAGAACAGGGAUAAGGCUAACGCUAUACGGUCGAAACACUCGGUUACGGAGCAGAGGAGGAGGAGUAAGAUUAAUGAAAGGUUUCAAUUAUUGAGAAAUCUAAUUCCGAACCCCGAUCAAAAGAGAGAUACAGCUUCUUUCCUUCUAGAGGUGAUUGAGUAUGUCCAAGAUUUACAGGACAAGGUUAAAAAGUACGAGGGUUCAUACCAAGAAUGGAAUUCUGAGCCGAUAAAAUUGGUGCCAUGGAGAAAUAGCCACUGGCACGUUCAGAGCUUUGUUGGCCAACAACAAGCUAUUAAAAAUGGUUCUGGACCGGGGUCAGCAUUUGCUGGAAAGUUUGAUGAGAUUAACAGCAAUAUGAACCCUACAAUAACCACAAGUGAGCAAAAUCCACUAGAAUCUGAUCCUGUUAGAGACACUACGUCCAAAGCUAUGGAUCAGCAACCUGAGUUUGCAAGCAGGGGAAUGCCUCUGCCCGUCCAAGGUAAUAACAUGCCUGUGCAUCCCCUCCAGAGACCAGUCUCUGAGGCUCAACCGACCGAGUGUUUUAUUAGCAAUGAUACUGUGAAUCAGCAUGAAGAUCUAACUAUUGAAGGAGGAACAAUUAGCAUCUCAAGUGUCUAUUCUGAAGGGUUAUUGAACUCUCUGACGCAAGCACUGCAGAGUGCGGGUUUGGAUCUGUCAGAGGCCAACAUCUCAGUGCAGAUCGAUCUCAGAAAGCAUGCUAAUAGAGAACUAGCGUCAGGAACUUCUGCUAAGGAUCCACAGAAUCACCCCAUUCAAGCAAUGACCCAUCUUAGAGAUGCGAUCAACGGAGCGGAACCCGAUCAUGUUCAAAAGCGGAUGAAGAAAUAAGAUAGGCAAGCUGAGAAAUAUUGUUGUUUUGGUUUGAGCUUCAUUUGGUCAUUGUAUAUGCAUGUGUUUGUGAUAUGAAGAGCGAUUGUGUGCUUAUAUGGAGUGGCUCCUCGCAUUUCUGU